AUGCCUUCCAACACAAUAAUUGUCACUAACAUAUCUGAUGAGCUCAUUAGAGAUCCACAGCCUUUAGUGGAUUUCCUCCUGCUAUAUCCCUACACCAUCAAAGCCACUAGUCUUUUCCGGUUCCAGAGAAUCAUUCUCCAAUGUCACUCUGUUGAAGAUGCAGAAAAGGUGUUUCUUCUUCUACUUGAAAACUUCCCUCAAUUCACCUUUACUUACUCGCGUAUUGAUAACAAUCACGAUGAGGUUGACUCUUUGCCAUUACCGGAUAAUUCUGAAACUCGUCGGUUCUUAAUUAGUCCUCCAGUGUCUCCACCUCCAGAAUGGGACCAUUGGGAUAAAGUUGAAGAAAGACCCCACUCGAAACCUAUCCAUGCUCCAGAAGAACUCGAGCAUCUACUCUGGAUGAAGUUGGGUGACCAACAUGAACAUAAAGAGCAUAAACAAAGCGAUCUGUCCUCCCCAACGCAGUCUUCUAACUCUCCCUCUAUGAGAAAGAUAUUUGAUCUUGAUCAUGGUCAUCUGAAACCCCACACUCGUGUUCUUUAUGAAGGUAAUGGUGACCUUCCUAUGAUUCUCCUUGACAGUAUAGAAGAUACAGGUAUUGAUAUCAAACUGAAAAAGCCCUUAGUUAAAACUGGUAUGCCUCCAAUACGUACGACAGAUUGA
Lizanozyma spartinae is the source of this 666-nucleotide messenger RNA. RefSeq names its product Rcn1p (gene RCN1). Gene Ontology annotation, cellular component: cytoplasm; nucleus. Lineage: Eukaryota; Fungi; Ascomycota; Pichiomycetes; Serinales; Debaryomycetaceae. Gene Ontology annotation, biological process: calcium-mediated signaling. Gene Ontology annotation, molecular function: calcium-dependent protein serine/threonine phosphatase regulator activity. The record is from RefSeq and is a predicted model, not a curated record. The transcript has a single exon. The coding region runs from base 1 to 666 and encodes 221 amino acids.